AGGUGAAGCGGGAGUUUCACCAGGAGUUUCAGGCCAGGCUUGGCUCAACACCCACCUCACACCAAAGUUUAACAAACCUGGCACUUAGUGCUUAAGUAAAUGGCAUCAUCGUUCCCGAUUCCGAAAACAUUAGACGACUGCAGGAUAGUAGGAGCAGUGGCCACCGGGGCUGUAGGGCUCGAACCUGGGUCUUCCCCAGUGCAAAAGGAAAUUUGCCGCCCUCGACCCGCUGGCGCCUCCCCCGCCGCGAGCACGUGGGUGGGCUCUGAGCCUCACCCCGGCCUCUCGUCCCCAGGCCAGCGCACGAGCGUCAAGCCAGGGUGCUGAGUUUGGAGACCGCUCCGAGAGCUCAGCGUGCAGUAGGGGGACCCUCCGCCCUGUCGGCGUUUCCGUCUCUUAGCCCCGCUGGGUAAAUUCCGCCUUGUCACUUUAAGGAGUCUCUAGCCAUGGUGCAGUGGAAAGCCGAUGCAGUCCUCUGAUUGGGCGGGGCGCCGCUGAUGUCACCCGGGGUAUAAAAGGGCUCGAGUGGCUGGCGCCCAGGCAGAGCGUCCCAGCAGUCAGCACUGGGAGAAUUGGCGCUUCUUUCGUAGAGCAUCUGCUGCUACCUGCUCCGCGGUGCCCAGAGUCCCCGCCACCCUCACCGUCUGGCUGCCAUGGAGGUGCAGAAAGAGGCGCAGCGUAUCAUGACGCUGUCGGUGUGGAAGAUGUACCACUCGCGCAUGCAGCGCGGAGGCCUGCGUCUGCACAGGAGUCUGCAGCUGUCGCUGGUCAUGCGCAGCGCCCGCGAGCUCUACCUCUCGGCCAAGGUGGAGGCCCUCGAUCUCGAGACACCCUCGACACCCACCCGCUGCCCAGACCCGCGGCUGCACCCGCCGCGGGAAGCGGAAGUACCCGCCGCGUGUGUGCCCCCAGACGGGGAGCCGCUGUCGCCGGAGCCCAUGGACACGCAGGAGGAUGAGGAGGAGGCGUCCCCCAGAGCCGCCGAGACUCUGGCCCGCUGCUCCGCGCACCCCGCCAGGGUCGGCCGGAAGCGACGCAGCAGUAGCCUGAGCAACGGUGUGGACGCUGGACUAGUCCCUAGCAAGAAGGCCCGCUUAGAGGAGAAGGAGGAGGCGGAGGAUGCGUCGUCGGAGGUCCCCGAUCGCCUGCUGCCCCCGCCUGCGCAGGCAGAAGGCGCCUUUCCCAACCUGGCGCGAGUCCUGCAGCGGAGCUUCUCAGGGCUCCUGAAUCGCGGCCCCACCGCGCCACCGACGGCGCCGCCGGCGCGCGACGCCAAACCGGUCUGUCGCCCGGCGGACCCGGUGCUGAGCGUGCUCGUGCGUGCCGUGGUAGCCUUCUGAGAACCGAGCCCGCUGCCGGAGCCAGAGCGCGCGCCGAGUCGGUCCAAGCGCACAAUCCGAAGGGUCAUGCUCUCCCCGGGGCGCUUAAGCCGUCUGGAGCCUAGGAGGAAUGUGGCCGCCGCCCAGGCUGCGAGGGCCGCAGAGGGACCCUGCCGGGGAUCGUCGCCAUCCGAGCCAUGGCGGCCCACGAGCCGGGGGCGCGGGUGCCUUCCGCAAGCCCCACGGCGCCAACAGGUGCUGAUUUUUAGACUGGGACCUGGGCCUCGGCUUCUCCUGAGCUGGGAGAGGGCAGGCUUGGUCUACCAAUCUCAGGGUCGGACUUGAUUUUUUUUUUUUAGUUUUUUUAUCAAGCGCUGGACCGACCUUUCAAGACUUUCCAGUGUUUGCCCUUCCAGGCUCAGAAUUCCAGGGGCUCCUCUGCCCCUCCGGUGACAUACUUGUGGAGGCGGUCACCGUUGCGUCAUGGGGCAGGCGAGGGGAGCUUCCUGUCGCCUGGCGUGGGUGUGGGGCCUGGGAGGAGGCUCUGGGGCGUAGACCGCCCUGGGGAGUGGGAGGAGUUCGUCCUGAGUCAGAGCCCAGCCCGUUUCAGAUUCAUUGUUUUUUUAAUUUUAAAUUUCCUCAUCUGGUUGUGUUAAGAGGUGGCGCGUGGUUCCCUGCCCAGAGCGUGACCUCCCACGGACACGCAGCACAGAUGGACCUCGGAGAUGGCGAGGGGGCGCCCUUGGUGGGCCGGGAUGGAGGGAUUCUCAGUUGGACGGUGGAAGCCUGUUUACCUUGCCGUCUACUUGGCUGUCGUUGGAAAAGUCAGCCAGGACAAUAAAAACUUGCAGUUGAAA
Molecule: messenger RNA, 2176 nt
Organism: Heterocephalus glaber (naked mole-rat)
Lineage: Eukaryota; Metazoa; Chordata; Mammalia; Rodentia; Bathyergidae
Gene: Ier2
Product: immediate early response 2
Source: RefSeq, a predicted model, not a curated record